CAGCAUCCCAUUGGUCUGCUCACUUUGACAUUCGCGCACGUGAACCAGUAGUAGCGUGCGCUACCACUGUAAUCAAAUCGAUAUUCGCUCGAUUAUUCGCCUGUCAACCGUCAAUUUCUGCAAUCAAGGUUGAUCAGAGUCGCCUCCGCAAAUCUGACGAAUCAUUUUUUGAUAAUAUUCUCGGUAUAUCGAAGCAAUCACGUCGUCGAUGAUAAAGAUAAACCUCUGGAGAUUAUCGAUAUCAAAUGGAAAGAAAGCGUGACGGGGGGGAUCGAUGAGUGAAGCUUAGUAUCGUGUUUAUUGGGAGUCUCUUAUCAUUCGCCUCAUCGAGAGGCGAAACGUCAAAAAGGAAAGAAGCUAAAUUCUGGAAACUACUCAAUCACAGCUGUUGUAAAGAUGAAGAGAGCAGGCCUGGAAAUUGCUGCGUUGCUGGUGUUGUCGAUUGCAAAAUUGACUCGCGGGGAUACAAUUUACAGUCGCGAGGAUCCGUGCAUUAGUUUGUGCAAAAAGACAUCUACUUUCACAAACAGUUUCACAAACAACAUUGAUGUAAGAUCCUGCUGUCAACGAGGUUGCAGAUUCUUUAAUCUGGUCGAUUUGCGUUCUGGAUGGGAACCAAAUAGUUUAAAUGGCACCAGGGAUGCUUGCGAGGCUUCAUGCACUGAAGCUUACACAAAUGCGCAAGAUCGUUAUGCUUGUGGUACUGGUUGUGAUUUGAUGGCCAAGCAACGAGUUACAGACUUGUUGUCUCUGUUUUCUAUCGCUAUAUGCGUCGAAGAAGACUCCAAUGUUUUAUUAAUGUCACCCGACAUGCCGGAGAAUGAUAUCUUAACCGAUCCUGGAUUACGCAAGGAGCUUCUUCCUGGAUGGUGGGAUACCGAUGGUUUCAAAUUGCCGCAAACCUAUGUUAAAACUGUACCAAUGGAUGCUGGUACUGUGGAUUAUGCUUUGUCCUCUGAUUAUUCCGGUGAAACCGAGCAAACAUCUAUGCCUGGGUCUGACUGGUUUCAUUGCGCAUUAAAGCAGAUAAGAAUACCUUACUGGGACAUUGGAGUACCUUAUUGGCUUUUUGCCUCUGCCAUAGCAGUAUUCAUAAUGGUGUCCAUGCUGUGGCUUUGUCUAUCGACAGGCGAUGUCCCAACAACGUCUCGCAAAGAUGUGCUAAUUGAUAUGUCUAGUUCGCCCAAAGUUGCAUUUUACAUGCCAGAUGAAGCGCCAUUGUACAAAGAUCCACCACCUAAAUACGAACAUUCGUCCAGUCACUGUGAGUUUUAAAAAUUAGCUUUCGAAAAACUAGCUUUGUUAUUUAAAUCACAACAUUUCGAUAUGGAUUUUACACGAGACGCGAUUGUAUCACGUUUGGAAAGUUUUAGAAUAUAACAAUGCAGUAAUGCAAAUAUCAAUUACUGUGAAUAUUUUAAGUUUAUGAGCAAUUGCAUAUUGAAAAUUUAAAUUGCAUCUCACAGUAAUACUACAGAGAAAUCGAAUUAUUUAUUUGGUAAUUUCUUUUAUAUAUAUAAAAUUGACGCAUUUAUUAUAUAUAAAAUUAAUAUAUAUAUAUAUAUAUAUAUAUAUUUAUCAAUAUAUAUAUAUAUAUAAAAUGAAAUAACAGAUAUGAAAUGAGAAAAAAUGUAGAAAAAAGAAGCUUAUUCAGUAAUAUAAAAUUUCUGAACUUUUCGAAAAAUUUAUGUUAAUAAUUAUAUUACAAAUUCUCUUUCUUAUCUAUUAAAUUUCGAGAUGUGUAUAUAUAUCGAGCAAGACACUUUUAACAUCAAAAAUAAAACCUUUUCAUCAUUUUUGAAUGCUAUAAUUUAUAUUUAUAUAUAUAUUUAAACACACAAAUAUAUUAUACAACGAACAAGUUCAAAUUCGCAAAAGAAAUAGACUUAAAACUUUUUCAAUGACAAUAUAGGUACAUAAUCAAAACACCAUUUGAUUUCGUCGCUCUUAUUGUUUUGCGACAAAUCAUCACCCAAGAAUCGAAAUGAUGAUAGUACAAUACACAAAAUUAUGGAAAUAGUUAAAGGAUUUUAUACACAUCAUGAUACUAGUUAAAUUUUUCCACACACAAAAAAUCUGUCUAUAUAUUAUGGAAGGUAUAUAAACAUAUUAUAUAUAUAUAUAUAUAUAUAUAUAUAUAUAUAUAUAUGUAUAUAUAUAAAUAUUCAUGUCAGUCUUUUUUGCCAUGAGAGGAAAAGAUCGAAAUUUCCUAUAUAAAGACUUCAAUUUCUGCUGGAUAGAUUAAAAUUGUUUUCAUUUUUUUUUACACGACAUGUUACUUUGUCGUUUGAAAUGUAUCACACAUAGAGCAUCAACAAUAUUACAUGUUGUACUUAUGCAAAAUAUACAUGAGAAUUAUGAUAGCUAUCUUUGCAGAUUACAAUAUAUAUAAUAAUUAUACAAGUACAUUGGAUAUAUGUAUAUGUAUAUAUAUAUAUAUAUAUAUAUAUAUAUAUAUAUAUAUAUAUAUAUAUAUAUAUAUAUAUAUAUAUACAUACACACAUAUAUAUAUUUUAUAUAUACACGCAUUUUGCGCGAAUCUUUUCAGAGUUUUUAUAAAACGUCCUAUCACAUGUGUUAGUUAGAACUUGUUUAUAGGAUAUGUAAGGCAAUAUAUUGUAUAUAUCUAUAAUAUAUUCGCGCAAUUUUAAUAUUUGAUUUAAAUUUCUUAUUAAUCUUCAUCAUCAGAGAUACACGGAACAGUAAAAUAUUACAUUAUUGAUAGGGCAUUAUAUAUUAUUUGCAAUAUUUGUUAUAAAACUCUUUACAUAUGUUCUGUUGCAAUUCUAGUUAUAUUGUUCAGUUUUAUGAAGCGCAAGAGAAAUAGCAAUAAAUAAUAAGCAGUUUUUAUCUUUCUUUAGAUAGGACGAUCGCGAGAGACAUGUGUAAGGAUAAUAUGUUAAAGUAUUUAUGCAACAGUUUAGCUUUGUAGUGUUGUGAUGCAGUCUUGAAAGUUUCAAAUCUUGUAAAAAUUUUAUAUGUGAUCUAGAAAUAUAUAACGUAUAUGUAUUGUACAAAAAGUAAAUAAUUCAAGUUCCUGUUCGCAAGACUUUUAUAUAUUCUUGAAUUAAAUCUUAUCGUUACUCAUA
Cataglyphis hispanica is the source of this 3089-nucleotide messenger RNA. RefSeq names its product transmembrane protein 59-like. Bases 397 to 1275 code for a protein of 292 amino acids. The transcript has 4 exons. NCBI's taxonomy places the organism in Eukaryota, Metazoa, Arthropoda, Insecta, Hymenoptera, Formicidae. The record is from RefSeq and is a predicted model, not a curated record.